This is a messenger RNA of Anthostomella pinea, 465 nucleotides long. The record is from the annotation of a GenBank genome assembly. Lineage: Eukaryota; Fungi; Ascomycota; Sordariomycetes; Xylariales; Xylariaceae.
AUGUCACUCCGCGAUCAGCUCAUCCACACCACAAAAUUCUUUCAGCAAGCCCACAUAGACAAAAAAGUCACCGGCGAGAACAGCAUCACCUCCCUCACCACCCCCGACUUCAUCGCGCGGACUUUCCCCUCUUCCCUCAAAGCCCCCGUCCAGAAUCAGGCCGAAUACGUCCAUUUCACCGAAUGGUCAUUCACGCUGUUCGAUCGCUACCACGCGACUGAGGGCGACAUGGUCGUCGACGAGGCCAAGCGCAUGGUCGUGUCCUACAUGGACGCCGACGCCGAGGGCCCGGCUGGGAUGUACAAUAACGAACACGUGCAAAAGAUCAAGCUGACGGACGACGGGAAGCAAGUGAAGGGAUUUGAUCUCUUCAUGGAUGGGCAGGCUAUGAUGGAGUGGAUGGGGAAGCUGAAGGCUAAGGGAAUUGAAGUCGGGAAGAAGAACUGGAUUGAGGAGACUUCGUGA